AUGUGCCCCCCAAGGAGAUCUCGAACGGGAUGUCUAACGUGCCGGCACCGCAAAAAGAAAUGCGACGAGGGCCGUCCAUCCUGUGCCGGCUGUCAACGUAACAGCCUGGAAUGCCAGUGGGAACCGAGCGAGUUGAUUCGGAUUCCUAAACGCCGCCGAGGACGGGCGGUGCGCCUUGCGGAGAAAAAGCUCCCUCACCAGGCCCAAGGAAUGGUGAGCGUGUUCCCCGUCCUAACCCCGGAUAUUGUCUGGCGCCUGCUCGGACACUUCCUCAACGCUAGCCCCAGAUGGUUAUCCACGAGGACGGGAUCGCGAAGGACCGACUACUUGAAGUGGCUCUCUCCGGCUCUCUCUGGCAGCCAUCUGGUCCGCAAGUGCAUCCUCGCAAUCGCUUCCGCGGACCUGCUCAAAUACAACCGGGGCGAUUCACAAAUCCGGCAUGCGACCAUCGAAUACUACGGAGAGGCGGUGUCUAGCCUUAGAAUGGCGAUUGAGGAUGAAAUGUCCGUCGCUUCGUCACCGGAUGGGCCUCAGUCGGACUACACCCCACUCGCAGUACUUUUACUCUGCUUGCAUGAGACGCAAAACUUCACCAACCGCGAGCGGAUACUUCCCCAUCUCAAAGCCGCGGCUUUUCUGCUGCAGAAUCGCAUUUCCUCCGGCAGCAUGGACCCCGCUUUGAGGGCAUACUUGUUUGAGAUGUUUUGUUACUUUUUUGCCCUGGCGGCCUUCUCUCUUGGCACCCAGCUAUCCGGUUCCCCGGCCGAUCGCAUCUUCAGCUCCCCGUCGGUCAUCGCGUACCUCCAACACGGGCAUAUCAUGGGAACUUCUCAAGAUCUAUUCAUCGCCAUAUACCGCAUCGCCCUGCUGGGUCCUAAUCUGAUGUCUAGAAAAUCUGACGAGGCAUCUGUAGCGAGAAGAGAACUGUUUCUCCUGGAUCAAGACCUUGCGAUCUGUGAAAUGAAGUUUAAUCUCCAACAGGAUAUGGGACUGGAACAUCACCAUGAUGCCAUCAUAUCACAAUUGUACUGCUUAGCCUGUCGCAUCCAUAUUGGGAGGCUUCUUGCUCCAUCCGGACUCCGUGGAGAUGGCACGGUUCAGUCUCUGGUGGAUGGCUUCAUCAAGACACUGCAACAUCUCCCUCCAGACUCGCCCUCGCACAACAUUCUGAGCUGGCCACUGGUUAUCACAGGCUUAUCUGCAAGUGUAUCUGCACACCAACGUAUCAUCGCUGCGAAACUAGACAACAUCCACGAAAAUUGGCAAUCGGCCAUUUUCUCGAAAAGCGCAGAAUUCCUGCGAGAAAAGUGGCGCAAAGACAGAAUGUGGAACCGAGGACUUCCCAUUAUCGAUGGGUACGAGCAAUUAUCCAAUCCAGACGGGCUGGAAUGGCAUCAAUGUCCGGUCAUUUUGGCUUGA
This is a messenger RNA of Aspergillus sclerotioniger CBS 115572, 1419 nucleotides long. RefSeq names its product Zn(II)2Cys6 transcription factor. Gene Ontology annotation, cellular component: nucleus. The transcript is spliced from 3 exons. Gene Ontology annotation, biological process: positive regulation of transcription by RNA polymerase II. NCBI's taxonomy places the organism in Eukaryota, Fungi, Ascomycota, Eurotiomycetes, Eurotiales, Aspergillaceae. The record is from RefSeq and is a predicted model, not a curated record. Gene Ontology annotation, molecular function: zinc ion binding; DNA-binding transcription factor activity, RNA polymerase II-specific; transcription cis-regulatory region binding. The coding region runs from base 1 to 1419 and encodes 472 amino acids.